AUGACUAUGAUUGGCAGCGUGAUAAGAUUUGGUAGAAGGCAGCUUCACACAAUCGUCUCAAAAGACAUCAUCAAACCCUCUUCUCCGACCCCUUCUCAUCUCAAAACGUACAAUCUUUCAGUAAUCGAUCAAGGCAUGGUGAACACGUUCAUCCCGUUUGUUACAUUCUAUCCAAACACUGGCCUUUAUCCAAGUUCCCAUGACAAAACACUUACCUUGAAGAAGUCACUAUCUGAAACUUUAACCAAGUAUUACCCUUUUGCUGGUAGGCACACGAAGGUGGCACCAACCUUUGUAGAUUGCAACGACCAUGGAGCCGAGUUCCUUGAAGCUUCCAUUGACAGCACGCUCUCUGAUUUCCUUAAAAACUCACUGCAUCGAGAUCUCGACCAAUUCUUUCCACAUGGUCUCGUAAAUGAAAGAUCCAAUCGUCCAGAUGACGAUGAUCUUCAAAGCAACGGAGUGAUCCCGCUGGCUGUUCAGGUAAACCAUUUUGAAUGUGGAGGAGUCGCAGUAGCUAUGUCGUUGUCCCACAAGUUAGCAGAUGGAAGCAGUUUCACUCAUUUUCUAAAAGACUGGGCUAAAACGACACAGUUUUGUUCCAGAGAGCAGAAGCAUGAACUACUUCCCAACGACAACGAUGACCCUCAGUUUAUUCCUUUUGAACACACGAAUAUAAAUUUUAAAGGGCUUUCUCUUGGAUCCGAUGAAUGCGUUACAAAGAGUUUUAUGUUCCCUAACGCAAAGAUAAACGAGCUUAAACUCAAAAUCAAAGCCAUGAGUGAAGAAUCUGGACAACCCAUCACGAACCCUACUCGUGUUGAAGUUUUGACUUGGCUGCUUUAUAAGUCUGCAGUGACAGCAGCUACAAAAAACAAUUCAGGCUCUGAUUUCAAACCCAUCGGUGUUGGUCAUCAAAUAAACAUAAGAAGCAGACUAAUGGAAAAGUUGCCUGAAAAGAGCAUCGGAAACUUCUUCAUGGUCAUUGAUAUUGUAAGUGAAAUGAAGCCGGAGUCGUUCAUCAGUGAGUUCAGGAAGCAAAAGCUGAAACUUCAAGGCCUACCAAAUAUUCAAACCGCUUUUGGUUAUCUUUUGGGAAUUCCUUUAGAAGAACUACAAAGAGGAUUUGAUAGUGUUUACCUUUGUUCAAGCUUGUGUGGGUAUUCUGCGUAUGAGAUUGAUUUUGGGUGGGGAAAGCCUGUUAAAGCGACCAUGGCUGGAGAUCUAAGGAAGAAUAGCUUUAUUAUGAUGGAUGCUCCAAACAGGGAUGGCAUUGAAGUGCUCGUGUGUUUGGGAAAACGUGAUUUGGCAGUUGUUCAAAGUGACCCUGUGCUUCUUGCCUUUUGUUAG
This is a messenger RNA of Lactuca virosa, 1350 nucleotides long. The record is from the annotation of a GenBank genome assembly. Lineage: Eukaryota; Viridiplantae; Streptophyta; Magnoliopsida; Asterales; Asteraceae.